This is a messenger RNA of Neohortaea acidophila, 2132 nucleotides long. RefSeq lists its product as uncharacterized. The transcript has a single exon. The record is from RefSeq and is a predicted model, not a curated record. Lineage: Eukaryota; Fungi; Ascomycota; Dothideomycetes; Mycosphaerellales; Teratosphaeriaceae. Bases 376 to 1932 code for a protein of 518 amino acids.
GUGUCUCUCUCUCGCUCUACGCCUGACCCUCCCCUCCCUCCAUCUCAUCCCUCUCUCUUACCACCCUCCGCCCUCCACCGCCCCGCCUCCCCUCCCCUCUCCCCUCUCUCUCUCUCUCUCUCUCCCUCUGCGCUGGAUUGCAGAGGAUCGAAGUCAACACUGCCCUUCUCCUGUCGGCCUCUGGUCCGGCGUCCAUUCGUUGACCGCGUCGAAUGCAGCAUUCCAUCCGGCUUGCAGGAGAAAAAUCCAUCUCUUGCCGUGUCGGAACAUCGCCUGAUUGCGGCUACACGCUAGCCCACCAUCUCCUACUGCAUUCGCCGCUUCACACAUUGACGAAGAGCGCAAUCGUGCGCACCCCACCGACUGUCUAGCACCAUGGCACCGCCACGGAAGAAGCGUAGAUUGUCCCAGUCACCAUUGCUCCCUCACGACAUCACCUCCACCCCCACCCCCACGCAUGAUGCCAAUACCACCACGCCCCGUGCUGAGGCCACGGGCGCGCGAUCGGUACCGCAACGCAUAGAAGAGAUACACCUGCAGAUACAACGGCACGCCCUCCCCCAUACCUCUGCGCCCUCGAAUAUGCACAGGCGCGGAUUGAGCGGCUCCGACUCCAUCCCCAUUACUGUCGAUAGCGCUCUCAGCAGCGCCACCCCCGUUACGAGCCUUCCGAGCUCCAUUUCCCCCUCUCCCACAAGUGGCGCUGCAACGACAGGCUCAAGCAGCAUCGCGCCCUCCUCCAACCUUGCAUCUGGCGCGGCCAACGCCACCAGCUCCUCCCCUUCCUCCUCGAUACUCCCUUCAAACUCUAGGAACGCGACUCACACCUCGCACUCCACAACCCUGCCGAUCACUUACGUGGCAACGCUCACAAACAGCAACCGUCGGACCAUUACCAGAAAUACCAAGCCAUACGCCACGACUUUCGGAGAUGGGCAGACAUCGACCAUUUGUGAUCGUUUCGGUCAAUGUCAAAUGUCGACGGAUCAGACCCCGCUUCAUUCCAUCACAUCCACAGCCAUGUCGGAAAUCUUCCAAACGCCCACCUUUACGACUCCCUUUUCCUCUGCCACGGUCUUUGUCGCAUCCCCGAUAACCACUCCCGCGCCGACAACCUCUCUUGCGACGAGCGGAGCAAAUCACCAGGGCAGCGACCCGCCCCCGGCUCCUCCCGGCACAAUUGCUGGCGGAGUUGUCGGUGGAGCUGCCGGUAUCGCCAUCGUUCUUCUCGUCACUCUAGUGCUCGUACGCUGGUACAAACGAAACUCGCAGAACAAGCGUCUCGCACUCCCGGAUGAUCCGAAUCCACCUCACAAUUUCGGUCAGCAUUCCAAUCAGUCCGGUAUGAUGGAGCGGGCAGGCCUCUCUCCCCUGAUGCACGGCAUGCCCGCCUUUUUCCGUCACCACAACAAAAGCGUCCAAGAGCCCGCUCCCAGCGAGCGCGGUUUCACCAAAAUCUCCGGCCGCAAGCUCCCCUCCGCCUUCAGCGAAGGCCUAACCCGGGACGAAAUUGCCGCCGCGGCCGCCACACAUUGGAACCAAUCUCACCCCAUCGAUCUGACCGGCACAUCCUUCUUCCGGGACAGCUCAGGGCACUACGGCGGCAACGGCGAAUCCUCGCAUCCCCGCUCCAUCUCUCCCGAUCUAAACCCGUUCGCCGAUUCACCGCCGGAUACUACGUGGACGCUGUCGCCUGGGCCGCAGCGCAGGCCUAAUGUUCACGGUCCAGGGCCGUAUUUGACGUCCACUGGCGCGCCUUCUCCUCUUCCUUCUCCUAGCGCACAGGAUCACCAACAAUCAUAUCCACCCAUGCCCGGGAGAGGCCUUUAUCCGUACACCAGCACCGGAGGAACUCAGACGCCACCUCAGAUUAGUCGGAGCGGGACGCCGACGUCUGAGAGUCGGAGCACGCGCUUCGCGGAAAAUGUCUGAGCAGCUUUGACGGGAUUGACGACUCACGUGUGUCAUGAUAUUUUGUGUGAGAUCUGAGAGCAGGUCUUCUGAGCGCCGCUGGGAAGGUCAGAAUGGAUGCUGGCGUCUGUCAGGGGAAGUAAAGCAUGUGAUGCACUGCUUCAUGACUGGUACCAUCGCCACCACACUAGCCAUCUACAAUCCAUCCAUCCACGUCCAUC